This is a messenger RNA of Ilex paraguariensis (yerba mate), 841 nucleotides long. The record is from the annotation of a GenBank genome assembly. NCBI's taxonomy places the organism in Eukaryota, Viridiplantae, Streptophyta, Magnoliopsida, Aquifoliales, Aquifoliaceae.
GACAACUGUUCCCUUAGUUUUUACUCCAGCUUUAUUUAUAAAGUCAUCCCUGUUGUUUUCUCGUAAGACUUCCACCUCUCUUCCCCAGAGAACAGUGAGAGAGAGAGAGAUGACAAGCAGCAUGCAUCAUGAAGUUGAUGAUCAAAUGAUACUUAUUUCUCAGUACUAUCCUGGCAUAUACACCCAACUAGUACCAGAACAAGGAGAGGCUAAACCGAGAAGAAGACGCAAGAAAAACAAAGGAUCAGAGGGUAGCAGUGGGGGAGUGAGGAAGAGGAAGCUGAGUGAAGAACAAGUUAAUCUUCUUGAGCAGAACUUUGGAGAUGAACACAAGUUGGAGUCUGAGAGAAAGGAUAAGCUUGCUUCUGAGCUUGGUCUUGAUCCACGCCAAGUUGCUGUUUGGUUUCAGAACAGGAGGGCCAGAUGGAAGAGUAAGAAGCUGGAGGAGGAGUACUCCAAGUUGAAGACAGACCAUGAGAGCACUGUUGUCGAGAAAUGCCGGCUUGAAACUGAGGUGUUGAAGCUCAAGGAAGAGCUUUCUCAAGCAGAGAGGGAGAUCCAACUGUUAAUGGAGCGCUGCGAUGGGGUUUCAAGCAACAGCCCGAGUUCAUCGUUGUCAAUGGACGCCAUGGGACCACCUUUUCUUGGGGAGUUUGGGAUGGAAGGACUGGAAAAGGCCUUUGACCUGCUGGAAAACAAUUACAUUAUUCAUGGAUUGGAGUGGGUUAAUCUUUAUGAUAUGUGAUUAAUUAAUAAUAAUAAUAAUAAUAAAAGCAUUCUAGAUAUAUGUAGAUAGUAUUAGUGACCAUCUAUUGUACAUCUUUUUUCCUUGUUUUCUGGC